This is a messenger RNA of Verruconis gallopava, 1558 nucleotides long. RefSeq lists its product as uncharacterized. Gene Ontology annotation, molecular function: ubiquitin binding; RNA binding. The record is from RefSeq and is a predicted model, not a curated record. The coding region runs from base 98 to 1168 and encodes 356 amino acids. Lineage: Eukaryota; Fungi; Ascomycota; Dothideomycetes; Venturiales; Sympoventuriaceae. Gene Ontology annotation, cellular component: nuclear pore. The transcript is spliced from 3 exons. Gene Ontology annotation, biological process: transcription-dependent tethering of RNA polymerase II gene DNA at nuclear periphery; RNA export from nucleus.
GUAACCACGAAAACCGCACGUUAGGAUUGUCUCUCACCAUCAACGUGCGAACCGUCAAUCUUCGUACAAAUUCUAUCGUGAAUACUUGGUGUCAAAUAUGGCGUUUCUCAGCGGCAGCAGCAGCACGACGAAUCCCACGCAAGGCGACCUGAAGAACGAUGUCGAAGUGUCCGAACCGCCGAAUGACAGUAUCUCUGAUAUUGCCUGGUCAAGCGCUGCCGAUCUUCUCGCGGUCAGCUCUUGGAACAAUGAGUGUAGAAUCUACGAAAUCGAUGCACAGGGAAAGAGCACAGGAAAAACCAUGUACAAGCAUGAGGGUCCUGUGCUAAGCGUCUGUUGGUCGGUCGGAGGUACGAAGGUUGUAUCAGGUGGUGCGGAUAAAGCUGCGCGAAUGGUUGAUCUUGGCGGUAACGGUCAGCCGCAACAAGUUGCACAGCACGAUCAGCCCAUCAAGAGCGUUCGCAUGUUCCAAUAUCAAGGCAACGAUAUGCUCGCUACAGGCUCAUGGGAUAAAACCGUAAAAUUCUGGGAUACGCGCACCCCAAACCCAGCUAUGUCAGUGAACAUGCAAGACAGAGUGUACACCAUGGAUGUACGCAACAAUUCUAUCAUGGUGGUGGGCUGCGCCGAACGCUAUAUCAAUAUCUUUGAUCUGUCCAGCAGCAAUCCAAGUCAAUUUAAGACGGUACAGAGUCCGCUGAAGUGGCAGACAAGAGUGGUCAGUUGCUUUACGGAUGCGACAGGCUUUGCUGUAGGUAGUAUCGAGGGGCGAUGUGCCAUACAAUAUGCGAACGAAAAAGACUCGAGCAAAAACUUCUCGUUUAAAUGCCAUCGAGCAUCGGACACCACGGCGCGUGACACAACAAAAGUCUAUGCUGUUAAUGCCAUCUCGUUUCACCCUAUUCAUGGCACGUUCAGCACUGCUGGUAGUGAUGGAACCUUCCAUUUCUGGGACAAAGACGCGAAGCAUAGAUUGAAGGGCUACCCAGAAGUGGGAGGUAGCAUUUCCGCGACAAGCUUCAAUCGCAAUGGCAACAUAUUUGCAUACGCAGUCAGUUAUGACUGGAGCAAGGGGUAUGCAUACAACACCCCGGGAUAUCCAAAUAAGGUCAUGCUGCAUCCUGUUGCAGGCGACGAGUGCAAGCCUAGAGCGGGUACAAAGAGGUGAAAUAUCGGUUGACCGCCCUGCCGGUCGCAGCAUAAGGAUAAAAUGAAUGUCAAUCGUCGGAUAUACAGCAUAUCUGCACAUGUCCACCCUUUCAAACUUCGUGCGAAAACAGGGAAAACCCAACAGCGUAAAUAGGCAUUGGAUACGUUUCAUUCUAAUGUUCAGUAACGCACAGCAAUGGAUGGCUUUGAAAAGCAAAUUCACGACGAGAGCUGAAUCAUCAGAAUGGCAGAUUGGUUGAAGAUGCGGAAUCAGCAAGUAGAUAUACCCAGCGUGCAAAUUUACGCGAUUGUUACUCACUCCCAUUGUCUCAGCAAUACUAAUCCUGUUUCCAUCUAUUGCCUUAUCGUAAAGGUACAAUUUUCUACACUUGCUUUCCUGCUCGAUAUU